ACCGCAUAAUCCAUAAUAAAAGUUAAAUAGUAAUACCAGUACCCACUGUUAUGUUCUGACUAUUAAUUAUUAUAAGUUAGAAUUUAUUUUGAUUUGACUAAUUAAUAUAUUUAAAUUAUAGAGAUUUGUUGAUUAAUUUGUAUUUUUAAUUAAAAUCUAUUAGGCCGUUUGAUACUUGGAGAGAUAAAAAUGGGAAAAACAAAAAAGAAGCAUUCUAAAAAAACAAAGAAAGAAAAGUCUCUUGAUGGAGGAAUCAAGAAAUCUAAACAAGUGUUGGCAGACUAUGAUCCUACUGGUCCAGUUAUAUUGUCUGGCUCUUUACUGUCUUUUAGGGAUCUUAAACCAUUACAAAUUCCUGAAAAGGAUCUUGCAGGAAGAUGUCGCUUUGUUGGAGAGUUUGAAAAAUUGAAUAGAAUAGGUGAAGGAACUUAUGGUGUUGUGUAUCGCGCUAAAGACUCAAAGGCUCCGGGUGAAAAAAUUGUUGCCUUGAAAAAAGUACGAAUGGAAAAUGAAAAAGAAGGUUUACCGAUGAGUGCACUUCGGGAAAUAUCAUUGUUGUUGAAAUGUGAUCAUGAAAAUAUUGUCCGUCUGCAAGAAGUUGUGGUUGGUAGAAGUUUAGAUAGCAUAUUUCUUUCAAUGGAAUAUUGUGAACACGAUUUAUCUAGUUUAUUAGACAAUAUGGCUACUGCAUUUACAGAAUCACAAGUAAAAUGUAUAGUCCUGCAGCUGUUGAAAGGAUUGAAAUAUUUACACUCAAAUUUUAUUAUUCAUCGGGAUCUUAAAGUAUCCAAUUUGUUGAUCACAGACAAAGGAUGUGUUAAAAUAGCUGACUUUGGAUUAGCCAGAUUUUUUGGGGUGCCACCAAGAAAAAUGACUGCUAAAGUAGUGACACUCUGGUAUAGAGCUCCGGAAGUGUUGUUGGGAUCUCCAAAGUUGACAACAGCCAUUGAUAUGUGGGCAACUGGGUGUAUAUUUGCAGAACUUUUACUCCAUAAACCACUAUUACCAGGGCGCACUGAGAUUCAUCAACUAGAUUUAAUAUGUCAACUUCUUGGUACACCAAAUGCAUCUAUAUGGCCCGAAAUCGAUACACUUCCUGCUUUAAAACAUUUUACUUUAAGACCUCAACCUUACAACAACAUUAGACCAAAGUUUCCGUGGUUGUCAGAUGCUGGUAUACGCUUAUUAAACUUUUUAUUUAUGUAUGAACCAAGCAGGAGAGCUACAGCUGAAGAAUGUCUGCAGAGUUCAUAUUUUGUUGAAGCGCCAUUGCCUUGCGAUCCAAAAUUAAUGCCUACAUUUCCUCAACAUCGUAAUUUAAAAUUAAAAAAACCGACAAAUCAACCAAAAGUUUGCCAGACUAUACCACCAAUUGUACCAUCACUUUCAGAUUUAUUAAGUUGGAAAUGAGAGGAAACUAAAAAAAAAGAAGAUAACAUUAAAAAAAAUUCAAUAUACACUAGUGUUAAGCAAGCAACAUAUUUUUACUUUAAUAUCGAUUAAAUACUUAAGCCUAAUGCUUUUUAUAAUAACACAAAUAUAACAAAAUUUUACAAAUA
Messenger RNA from Adelges cooleyi (spruce gall adelgid), 1559 nucleotides. It is a transcript of the gene Cdc10, whose product is annotated as cyclin-dependent kinase 10. Gene Ontology annotation, cellular component: nucleus. Gene Ontology annotation, molecular function: ATP binding; cyclin-dependent protein serine/threonine kinase activity. Lineage: Eukaryota; Metazoa; Arthropoda; Insecta; Hemiptera; Adelgidae. The transcript has 10 exons. The record is from RefSeq and is a predicted model, not a curated record. Gene Ontology annotation, biological process: regulation of mitotic cell cycle; protein phosphorylation. The coding region runs from base 190 to 1410 and encodes 406 amino acids.